AUGGUACACUCUGGGGAUAGCUUUGCACGGCAGCCAUUGGCAAACAUUACAAACCAUUACUUGCUUCCCACAAGGAGACAAUUUUUGCAGAUUUUCACUCUUACAAGGAAUAUACGCCUUGAAAGUUGCACGAGCGAAGCAACCCAAUGUGAGCUUAUUGCAUUUGCAAACUGGAUUUUAUCAAUAAGUGAUGGCACAAUCCCAAUAGUUGAAGACACUGAUGAUCUCAUUACUAUUCCAGAUGAUUUUUUGUUGACCAUAGUGGAUAAUCCUUUGCAUUGUAUAGUCGAUGCCAUAUAUCCAAAUCUUCCUAACCACUUGCAAGACAAGGCCUACUUCAAUGAUCGUGCUAUCUUAUGCCCAACAUUAUCUGCUGUGGACGAGGUCAACUCACUCAUGUUGUCCCUUCUUCCUGGUGAUAAAGUUGAGUAUCUUAGCGCAGAUAGCAUUUCAAAGUAG
Molecule: messenger RNA, 459 nt
Organism: Neltuma alba
Lineage: Eukaryota; Viridiplantae; Streptophyta; Magnoliopsida; Fabales; Fabaceae
Exons: 2
Coding region: 1-459 (152 amino acids)
Source: RefSeq, a predicted model, not a curated record